Messenger RNA from Trametes versicolor FP-101664 SS1, 1032 nucleotides. RefSeq names its product acetolactate synthase. The record is from RefSeq and is a predicted model, not a curated record. Gene Ontology annotation, molecular function: acetolactate synthase regulator activity. NCBI's taxonomy places the organism in Eukaryota, Fungi, Basidiomycota, Agaricomycetes, Polyporales, Polyporaceae. Gene Ontology annotation, cellular component: mitochondrial nucleoid; acetolactate synthase complex. Gene Ontology annotation, biological process: branched-chain amino acid biosynthetic process. The transcript is spliced from 4 exons. Bases 1 to 1032 code for a protein of 343 amino acids.
AUGUCCACCAUCUUUGCCAGAACGGCGCGCACACCCCUCGUAGUGGCGGCCAGGGCGACGGUUAAGCCCCGCGCGUUCUCCUCGUCCCUCAGGAGACAAGAGGCAGACAACGCGCCAAAGCCACCGAAACCCAUAGAUGACUCUACCUCUGCUCUCGAGUACAAGCGCACCCUGCGGCAGCGCCCACCACCGCUGCCGUCUAUGGACCUCCCGCGCUCGAGGUCUGCUGAGGAGGCGGUCACGAACAUUCUCUACAACACUCCGCCGCCGAGUCUGCAGCCGUUUAAGAAGCAUGUGCUGAACUGCCUCGUGCAGAACGAGCCCGGUGUUUUAUCCCGCGUAUCCGGUAUCCUGGCCGGUCGCGGCUUCAACAUCGACUCCCUGGUCGUGUGCCGCACGGAGAUCCGCGACCUCUCCCGGAUGUGCAUCGUCCUGCGCGGGCAGGACGGCGUUGUAGAGCAGGCGCGUAGGCAGCUUGAGGACCUCGUCCCCGUGUGGGCCGUGCUCGAUUACACGGACACGCACUGCAUCGAGCGCGAGCUCCUCCUCGCGAAGGUGUCCGUUCUCGGCCCCGAGUACGUCGAGGAGCAGCUGCUUGGUGGCCCAACACAUGAACCGCGCCGCCACCAGCCCGCACAAGAGCCCACGGACCCGAAGCUCGAGCGCGAGGCCGCGCUCGCGCAGCACUUCGAGCACUCCGCGGACCCGGACGCCGCGACGCAUAUCCCCGCGCCGCUCACCCCGAGCCAGACGCUGCGUCUGAAGAGCGACCAUCUGCAGGCGAUCCAGGUGCUGUCCGCCCAGUUUGGCGGACAUAUUGUGGACGUGAGCGAGCACAGCGUGAUCGUGGAGAUGUGCGGGAAGACGAAGCGUGUAGAGGCGUUCCUCGCGCUCCUGAAGCCGUUCGGCUUGCUCGAGUCGGCGCGUACUGGUCUCAUGGUCAUGCCGCGUACGCCGAUCAGGAACUCGGAAGAUGUGGACGAGUCUGAGGACGGCGGAGUGGUUGAUGCCAGCCUGCUCCCCCCUGGUUAA